Callithrix jacchus (white-tufted-ear marmoset) is the source of this 4137-nucleotide messenger RNA. RefSeq names its product mitochondrial ribosomal protein L39 (gene MRPL39). Gene Ontology annotation, cellular component: mitochondrion. Gene Ontology annotation, molecular function: nucleotide binding; RNA binding. Lineage: Eukaryota; Metazoa; Chordata; Mammalia; Primates; Cebidae. The record is from RefSeq and is a predicted model, not a curated record.
CCUAGCGCACGCUCGGUUUCCGGGGGAGGAGGGCGGCGAAGGACCUGCGCGCGACGGUUCUCACUACUGCUAUGGAGGCGUUGGCUAUGGGGGUCCGGGCACUGGGGCUCUUGCGGGUCGCACCCGGUGGCGGGGUCAGCCGGAGAUUUAUAGUAACAUCGCCAGCUUCUCAGCUGUCACCGACAGAAUUGACAGAAAUGCGGAAUGAUCUCUUUAAUAAAGAGAAAGCCAGGCAGUUAUCUUUAACUCCCCGAACUGAGAAGAUAGAAGUUAAACAUGUUGGGAAAACUGACCCUGGUACUAUCUUCAUGAUGAAUAAAAACAUUUCAACUCCCUACAAUUGUGCCAUGCACUUAAGUGAGUGGUACUGCAGGAAGUCCAUUCUGGCUCUGGUGGAUGGACAGCCUUGGGACAUGUAUAAGCCUUUAACAAAGUCCUGUGAAAUUCAAUUUCUUACUUUUAAAGAUCGUGAUCCAGGAGAAGUGAAUAAGGCUUAUUGGCGUUCUUGUGCUAUGAUGAUGGGCUGUGUGAUAGAGAGGGCAUUCAAAGAUGAAUAUAUGGUCAAUUUGGUCAGAGCUCCAGAAGUUCCUGUAAUUUCUGGUGCCUUCUGUUACGACGUAGUUUUGGAUAGCAGACUUGAUGAGUGGAUACCAACAAAAGAGAACUUACGUUCCUUUACAAAGGACGCUCAUGUUUUAAUUUAUAAAGAUCUUCCAUUUGAAACUCUGGAAGUUGACGCAAAAGUGGCAUUGGAAAUAUUUCAACACAACAAAUACAAAUUAGAUUUCACUGAAGAGAAGGCAUCUCAGAACCCUGAGAGAAUAGUCAAGCUACACAGAAUAGGUGACUUCAUUGAUGUGAGCGAGGGCCCUCUUAUUCCAAGAACAAGUAUUUGUUUCCAGUAUGAAAUAUCAGCAGUUCACAGUCUUCAACCCACCCAGCCAAGUCUCAUACGAAGAUUCCAGGGUCUGUCUUUACCUGUUCACUUAAGAGCACAUUUUACGAUAUGGGAUAAGCUGUUGGAAAGAUCUCGGAAAAUGGCAGUCAUCUCUCAAGAGGACUUGAUCUCUUGCCUGUGACAUGCCCCACGUUUCUUCGGCACCUCAGGCACUCCCAUGCCUAUCAGACCUACAGACUCCCGGGCUUGUUAUUUUCUGUUCUGUCUUCUCCAUGGUCUGUUAUCAAUUGCAGUUUUGAAUUCUAGGCUAUCUUAUUCUUUGUCUCUAGGCAAGGGAACAUGUUAGCUUCUUCCUAAUGUUGAGAAUUAUGUGGUUAAAAUGUAGAGAGUUAAUCAUAAUGAGUGAUUGUAUUAAGCCCUUCUAUGGUUUCCAGCCGUGAGGAAGGAUAGAUACUGCUUUUCUGCUGGAUGUUAUGCAGUAAUUGCCACUGUUCUUACAAUUUCAGUGCUAGCUCACUCAGUGUUUUAUUUUUCGAUGAACUGUAUAACAGUCAGGAGAAUUUAGAGAUGGAUAAUAAGGAAGAAGUUAUAGAGUAGGGAGUAUGAAAAGCUGUGCUCAUUAUCACUUUAAAUUUUCAUGAAGUAUGCAGAGUAACUAGAAUCAAUGAGGCCAUUUCUAUUUGCAAGUUUACCAGAUACAUUUGUUUUUAUUUUUGAUGAUCAUACCUCACUGCAGCCUUGACCUCCCAGUCUCAGAUAAUUCUCCCACCUCAGCCUCCUGAGUAGCUGAGACUACAGAUGUGCAGCACCACACCUGGCUAAUUUUUAAAUCAAGGUCUCCAUAUGUUGCCCAGUCUGGUCUUGAACUCUGGGUUCAAGCGAUCUACCCACUUUAGUCUCCCAAAGUCCUGGGAUUACAGGUGUGAGCCACUGCACCUAGCCUAGGGGAUUUUUUUUUUUUUUAACGAGAAAAUGCCAGUCAAAUAGGCCAUUGAUCAUGCGGAAAAAUGAAGAAACUUUCAGCUUACACUUAUAUACAUAAAAAAUUAGGUAAAACAUUUCACAAGAAUUACAGAAACCUAUUGAAUUCAUAGCUAAGGAGUUUCAGUGGCAUGAGAAUAUUUUACUGUGCAAUUUAAGUACUUUAUUUAAUUGUAUUAGAAAUCAUGAAUCUACAAUAAACGGCAAAAAGGCUCAAGAGCACACUGAUGAUACAACCCUUCUGAAGAGCUAAAAUGAAGCAUUUGAUUCUAUUCUAUUUUAAUGACGCAAGACCCAUUUUUCUUUACUCUUUAACUCAACAAUUAAAGCAAUGCUCAUUCCUAUUAGUUACUUUUUAAACUUUAAAUUUGUUGUGGACAGAAAUUAAACAUCUAGAAAUAUGUAAAUUCUUUUACUACAACAAACCAGCUUCAAGGUUCUCUAAAAUAUAAUUAUCUACCUCUAAGACUCUAAGGCCAGAUUUCAUGGCCAGGAAGUAGAAAGGUAUAUAAUCUUUAAUGGACUUUUAGUUCAUUUUGCCAGUUAAACAGUAAUUCAGGAAAGAAUUAAACUUUGAGAAUAAAAAUAAUUGUUGAAACAUGAUUUCUUAGAAACCCACCCACUUGCCCUGUUUCCUUCUAUAAACAGAUUCUGUUUGGUAGCAGUGGGGUGGCAUUUGAUAUUAGUGAAAAUUUGAAAUCUUGAGAUUUAGGGAAUAGAGAAUAGUUGAAACAAUCUGUAUUAUUUUUGGUUUUUCUCCUGUGGAUCAAAACUGAACUACAGACUCAUGCUGCGCUCUCUUUGGCGUUCAGGUGAAUUUGUGUUUCUUGUUUAGUUCAGUUUGUGGAUAGAACUGCACUGUGGUAAUACGGCACAGUUUAAAAACAUUUGAACAAAUAAGUUACUUCAGCAAUUCUUAGUGCUCCUGAAAUUCCAGACCAGCCAUUUGUAAAGUAAUUUGCUUAUAACAUUGACAACAAACUUAAUUAGCAAAUAUUUAUUUUUUAAACAGAUCUAAUAUACUUCUUUACAAGUGCAAUGUAUUAGAAAGAGAAAGAUUUUUAUUUAGUCUUCUCCACCAAAUUAAAAACAUUCUCAAAAGAUGAGUCCAGGUGAUACAUUCAGUGGCUGCAAAUGCUUACAUUAGUAUUACUUGGACUCAUCUCAUGAAUUCUAGAAUCAUCAGAAAUCUGGGAGCAGAGAAAAAAUAAGGCACAAUGUGAAAUAUAAAGAAAUAUGAAUGGAAAAGGCAGUUUGUUAUUUCAUAAAAUAUUAACAGGAUCUCUAUUUAAAGAGCUGAUAUUUAAGAGGGAACAGGAGCAGUAGAGAGAGGGGAUUUUUAAUUUUUUUUUUUUUUGCUAUGUUGCAGUAACCAGAAGAAUCUAAAUAACCUUCCUGUAAUGUUUCAAGAUUCAGUGUCAUACAUUUGACUUUAAAGAAAGCACAUGUUACAAAAAAGAAACCAACAUGUAUUCUAUGCUAAGGAAUGGGAGGAUUGGUUGGGGCUUUGAGAUAUGCUUCAGAGAACAAUGUGGGUGGGGAGUUUUUAAAUGAAGUAUCCAACUUGCAUGGCAUUCAGAAAAUUUUUAUCAUAUCACAGACAGUCCCCUGAUUUUAGUAAGACAUGGGAUUUUACACUUUCUCUGAGCAAUUCAAGUUUCCUUCUCAGAAUCUUUUAACUGUUCAACCUAAACUGUACAUGUCAUAAACUAAAAAUUUUAUUGCUUAAAUAUAAAAUGAUUCCUAAAAUAUAGUAGAAAUAUUAUUUUAGGAAUGAAAAUUUUUAGUAAGAUUCAAAAAUUCUUAUUUAAUGUUGUGCUCAAGCAAAAGAUUUUCUAUGUAGGUAAAACAAAUUCCAGUGUGUAAUGCAUCACUUUUCCCUCUGUACUUGGGAGUGUGUAUUAAAGCCUUUCUAUAGUAGAAGGUAGAUAAUCAGAGAUUGAAUUUUGAAAUUCAUUAAUUAAAAUACCUUCUUUUUAUGUAAUUAAAAAUUCAAGUAUAGCAAUUGUAUUUACUUUAGUAGAUGUUUAGAGAAAAACAUAGACUACAAAAAUAAUAAUUGGUUGAAAAUGAAUUUUAAAAAUCAAUACAAAAAUAAAAAUUAUAGAAUUUAAGAGAUCUAUUCUUGGAAAGCUAUCCAAGCUGGCCAUAUUAAAGAAUAAGAUUAUAUACUGAUUCUCUUCUAAGUAAAAUUUUAAACAUAUGUAGUAUAAACCAGAGCUUUGUUAGAUAAAAACCUUCGUUAGUUUAAGAACCUU